Molecule: messenger RNA, 3070 nt
Organism: Tetranychus urticae (two-spotted spider mite)
Lineage: Eukaryota; Metazoa; Arthropoda; Arachnida; Trombidiformes; Tetranychidae
Product: sodium- and chloride-dependent GABA transporter 1
Biological process (GO): amino acid import across plasma membrane; nitrogen compound transport; sodium ion transmembrane transport
Cellular component (GO): plasma membrane
Molecular function (GO): glycine transmembrane transporter activity; amino acid:sodium symporter activity
Source: RefSeq, a predicted model, not a curated record
GUUUUCUUGAGUUACAAAGCGUUAAGCCAUUAAACUGGACCAUCUUAAUUGUUAUCAGCUCUUUAUAGUUGAACAUUAAGUUGAACAUUUUUCUUUUUCCUCUGUUUUUUAAUUAUCCAGUUUUGGACCAGAGUGGGUUUGACCAUCACAAAUUUUUAAUUUCAACAGCAAUUUUAUUUUUGCAACUCUUUACAACAAAUUUUAUACAUUGUUUUGCUCAUUCAACUUUGAAAAAUAUUCAAAUUUCAAUUUAUUUAUCUAUUCCAACACAACGGUCCAAUUUAUUGGUCAAAAGCUACGAUUUUUAAAACUUGCUUUGUUUCCAUCACAUUAUCAACAUCAUUUACAAGUCAUACCAUUUCAUCUUUAACAUCAACCUGAUUAGUCGUAACCUCACUUAACACAUUGGCAAACAUCCAUGUUAUAAAUUGGUAAAGUUAAUUGCUCUUUGGAGUUUGCUUGAUUGGCAAAAUUAAUUGGUCAACAUAAAGGAAAAGAUUAUUAACUUAAGUCUGUUGGCAAGAAAACAAUUAAUUGGUUAAUUAAAGAUGACUUUGGUCUCGAGUGAGUUCUGUACAGGAACCAGAAAGAAAAAUGAUUCUGAUGAUUUUCACAAAGAACAUGAUCAUUCGGGUAAAAUGCAUGAAACUGAGGGAAAAAUUAUACGCAAUGAUAAACUGGAAAAAUACAAUAACAACUUUAACCAGCAUCAUAAUGGCACUACAAAUGAUGAGACUGUGCGAGAAGCACAACCAUCAAGUCAGUUAAAACGGUUAACAAAUGGUGACUCGGUUGCUGAUAAAAUGGAGAGUGACCCUUCAAACCCGACAAAUGAAACGGGCAGAGCUCGGUGGGACUCAAAGUGGGAAUUUUUACUCUCCUGUAUUGGCCUAUCGGUUGGUAUUGGUAAUGUUUGGCGUUUCCCUUACUUGGCUUAUGAAAAUGGUGGCGGAGCUUUCCUUAUUCCCUACUUGAUCAUGUUGACCUUAGCAGGUAAACCAAUGUAUUUUAUGGAACUGACUAUUGGCCAGUUUGUAUCCAAAGGUCCACUUUCCAUUUGGUCUUGUUGUCCCCUUGCCAAAGGUGUUGGUGCUGCAAUGGUUUCCGUUUGUCUUUGUGUUUGCAUCUUUUACAAUGUUGUCCUUUCCUAUGCUCUUUAUUUUAUUGGAUCGGUUUUCCGUUAUGGCCUACCUUGGACAAGUUGUGAUCACGAGUGGGCUGCUGGAACCAACUGUCAGGUUCGAUCAGAAAACGUCACUUUCAGGGAAGGAUCCAAAUCAUCAAGUGAAAUUUUUUGGGAGAAUAAAGUUUUGGAAUCAACUGAUUCAAUUGAAAACCUUGGUGGAAUCAAAUGGGAUCUUGCAAUGUGCCUUGCAAUUAGCUGGUUAAUCACAGUUUUGUGUUUAGUUAAAGGGGUUAAAACGAGUGGUAAAGUGGUUUAUUUUGCAGCCACUUUUCCUUAUUUCAUUUUGUUUUCACUUUUACUCGUUGGAUUUACGCGAACCGGUGCAUGGGAAGGAGUUAAAUAUUUCAUUACACCUUCAUGGGAUAAAUUGUUAUCUAUUCAGGUUUGGCUGGCAGCAGCAAGUCAAAUGUUUUUUUCACUUGGCGUCUCAAUGGGAGCGUUAAUUAUGUACAGCAGUUACAAUGGUUUUAGGCACAACGUUUUUCGUGAUGCUAUAGUGGUCAGUGUUCUGGAUACGGCAACAAGCAUAAUUGCUGGUUUGGUCAUUUUUUCAGUUCUCGGUGCUUUGGCUCAUGAACUUGGUAUUGAAGUUAAAGAUGUGGUACAAUCUGGUCCUGGUUUAGCUUUUGUCAUUUACCCAGAAGCACUUUCCCGUCUACCAUUUCCUGAAUUAUGGUCAGUGGCAUUUUUUGCCAUGCUUUUCAUUCUGGGUCUUGAUUCAGAGUUUGCUCUUUUGGAAAGUAUUAUUACCAGUUUAUGUGAUGAAUUUCAUUUUGUACGAAAACACCGGUUAGCAUGUUGUUUUGGCCUUGGUACAUUCUGCUUUCUCGUUGGUUUAACUUGUGUUACACGCGGUGGUAAAUAUGUCUUUGAGAUUCUGGACUAUUAUGGAAGUGGUUUACCUUUGGUCUACAUUGCUGUUGUUGAAUGUAUUGCCGUUAUGUGGAUUUAUGGAUUCAAAAAUUUUGCCUACGACAUUCAAUAUAUGCUUGGCCGUCGUGUUGGCCUGUACUGGAAGUUGACUUGGACCUGGACUUCUCCCCUGGUCCUAUCCUUUAUUGCUAUAUAUUCACUUGCAACCCAUAAACCUUUGAAACUUGGUAAUUAUGAUUUUCCUUGGUGGGCCGAUGUCGUUGGCUGGGGAGUUACACUCACCAUACUUGGUCAAAUACCUAUUUGGGCUAUUUACAGUAUUAUUAAACAAGAUGGAAGUUCAGGAUUGUUAGAGAGAAUCAAGAGUAGCUAUCAAACGACAGAAGAUUGGGGACCUCAAAAUCCAGAGACUAAAAGAGAUUGGAAAUCAAAGAAAAAUGGCAUUGGAAGUGCUUUCAUGGGAGUUCGAUCUGAAUUUUACGAAAAAAAGGAAUCAGCUAAGCUGAAAGGUUUCACAAUGAAUGGAGUUUCAUAAAUAAUUUUUUCACACAAGCCUCCAAUUAAGGCUAAUCACAGUUGGGACAAGCUAAGAACGAUCAAGUUCAACCAAUCUUAGUCCAAUCUGUUAUUCACAAGGAACAUUCGAUUGAUGAUCAACUUCGAUAAUGGUUUUAGAAAUUGUAUUAACCAAUAAUUUUACGAAGGUUGUGAUCGUGAUCAUUGUAAACGAAAUACAAUAAGUGUAUGAAUUUCCUCAAUUUUUGUAAAUAUUCCCACCUUGAAGCCAAAGUUGCUAUUGUAUCACUUUUAUUGGUUUGUAAUCGCUGUGAUGACGAUAAUGUCUUUUUUUUAAUAUUUUUGACCAUAGAUUAUAUGUUUAGAUCAUUGUUAAAGCGAUAUAUAAAUACAAUGAAUGUUACUAUUCGCUUGAAUUUAAAAAUGUCCUUCAAAUUGAGCAUUAAAAUCAAAUCACAUUUGACAGACACAAGAAAAUGAUGAUAUUAUAAUUGA